CAGAAAUAGAGAAAUUGUUGCUGGGCUCCGAAGAGUUGGCAUAAGGAAAGAGGAAUUGAAAACCAACCUGAAGAAUUGAUGAAGUAGCAAAAAUAUUUUCAUGACGCCACAUGGUACUUUUUGAAUGGUUGAGACAAUUUGUCUCCGAAUGCGAUAAUAUUUUCUAUGAAAAAGAAUUGAUUUCGAGCAUGAGAAAGGGCAUUUCGAGCAUGAGAAAGGGCAUCGAACUCCACAUGAGAAAUGAGUGGUACGAGAACAUGUUCCAAGGAAAAUGGCCAGAUAAUUACGUGCAAGCAUCACAAAAUACACGGGCGAAUUUUAUUUUAUGUACCCAGGAAAAACAAAGUACCAUAGUACCAGUUUGUGUGACGCUGUCCCUUUAGAGGAUACUCCGAGCUAAUUGCUCUUAGUAUUCUACUAGUACUACUGCUGUCUCAGUCGUUCUUGCUGUUGGUAGUAGCAAUAGUGAACCUAGUGAGCAGCUACUUACUGGAGGCUAAGGCGCACCUCUUGUUGGUGCUAACAGCUAACAGCUGCCAGCUGUUAGGAUGGCUCUCAGCCACUCAUUCUUGUUGUUGUGCGCUCCAUUCUUUGGUGCCAUUGUCAGUCCAGGCCUUGCGGGACUCGCUACACCGAUACCGGACCGUACAGCAAGAGGAAAAGCGGAAAAGGAAAAGCUCCUUUCGGUGCGUCUUCAUUGCUACAAUACGCUACGCUACGCUACGGUACCGUACCGUACCGUACCGCACGUCCCUACCGUAGAACGCGCGGUACGUACGGAAGACGGGUACAGUACGAUGUACGAUGCAAUGCGAUGCGAUGCGAUUCGGUACUAGUACGUACGUACGUAGCCGCCACCCUACAGUAUGUACGUACGUACGUACGUCCCCCCUAACCGCCAGACACCAUACGGUGCUUGCACCUUACGGUAUGGCAACAUACCGUAAGACAACGUUGCAUACCGUUGCAUACCGUACCUUACUCGUACGAGGCUGGCAGCACGGUGCGAUGCCAUACCGUACGAUACCAUACGAUGCGAUGCCAUGCCAUGCGAUGCGAUGACGGCGACCGUGGCAUGACGGCCGCGACCUCCGCUGCCUUCUUUCGCCGUUCCCGUUGCAGCAAAGCAAAGCACCACCAACAGCAACAGCAACAGCAACAACAACAACAACAACAACAACACCAACACCAACAACACCAACACCAACACCAACAGCACCACCAACAGCAACAGCAACAGCAACAGCAACAGCACCACCAACAGCAACAGCAACAACAACACCANCAACACCAACAGCACCACCAACAGCAACAGCAACAGCAACAGCAACAGCACCACCAACAGCAACAGCAACAACAACACCAACACCAACACCAACAACACCAGCAGCAACACCCAAGCCGCCAUGGCCGAAAUACCAAAAGACCAUUCGGGCCACGAGGGUGCCGAAGCCGUCGCCGGGAGCUCGAGGAACGACGACGCCAUUCGCGACACCACCAACGAUGACGACGACGACGACGGGGCCGACCUCUCCGCCACCAUGGAGUCCGCCCGGGCCAGAGCCGAGAAGCGGCGCCGGCGGAUCCUCGAAAAGGCCGGCAACCGGAUGCAGCUCGUGAACGGGGAGGAGACGGGGGAGGCCCCCUCCCGGGCGGCCCGGAUCCGCGCGGCCCGCCAGAAGCGCUACGGGAAAAAGCCGGCGCCGCCGUCUGGGGCUGCCGCUCCGGGCACGGUCACCGGCAGCGACACGGGCAACCACAACGACAACGACAACGACAAGCACAACCAAAACGACAACGACAACGACACGGGCAACCACGACGACAACGACAACGACAACGACACCAAGACCCCCACCGACACCGUUACCGACACGGAUCCUUCCGAACGGCGGGGCCCGGACGCCGCCGCCGCCGCUCCCCCCCGCAAGAAGUACAUGGGCGUCGCCCGGACCCGCCGCGAGAUGCUCCGCCGCAAAAAGGAGGGAACCCCCCCAGUCGGCAAGGCCCCCCCCUCCCCCCCGAGGGCCGAGCCCGGCCCCGACCGGUUCCUAGCCUUCCGGAGGGUCGGCCUCGUUCUCCUCCUCUUUGCGGCCGGCGUCGACGUCGGCCACCAGCAGUUCCACCCCUCGGUCGACGUCCGGAGGGGGCUGGCCCCGCUGGAGCGGGGGAUCCCCCCCCCGGCGGACCCGGACCCGCACACCGGGGCUUCCGGACCGGGGGACGAGCCCGAGCCCGCCGGCACCCUCCACAAGCCGGAACCGGCCGGCCCGGGGGUCCACCGGCGGAUCCUCGGCGCCCUGGUCUACGGGCCCGCCCGGGCCCUCGGCUCCCUCCUCUCCCUCCCCGCGGCCCUCUGGAGGACCCCCCCCGGCCUCUUCCUGCUCGCCCUGGUCCUGCGCCGGAUCGCGGGCCGGGACGGGGGGGACCCCAAGGAACGGGCCGGGACCGUCCCGGGGAUGAUCGGGACCCUCGUCGCCGGGAACUUCCCCGGCCUCGCGACCGCCUUUGAGGCCUACGGGCACCUCCGGUCCGACAUGUACGUCGUCUUUUGCGGGGUCUUUCUGGGCCUGGCCCAAGCCCACCUCUCCGGCACCGGGGCCGGGCCGGGGGGCCACCCCGAGCUGUAGGCCCGGCCGCGGGAGGCCCGCGCCCACGAACCGGCAUUCCCUCAAACAAAACCGCUUCACGAACGAAUCAACGAACGAACGAACGAACGAACGAAUUCUAACAAACUACUAAACAAACA
Molecule: messenger RNA, 2749 nt
Organism: Pseudo-nitzschia multistriata
Lineage: Eukaryota; Bacillariophyta; Bacillariophyceae; Bacillariales; Bacillariaceae
Source: the annotation of a GenBank genome assembly